AUGACGCCUACCCCUCCGUCCACGACGUCCUCAAGUGCCGGCGCAUUCUCGCCGGAAGGCCACUUCAGGGUCAUCCGAAAACGAAAUCGCGUUCCUCUCUCCUGUGGCCCAUGCAGGCAUAGAAAGCUAAAAUGCAACCGUGCCCACCCAUGUGAGAACUGCGUCAAACGAGGCGAUGCGUCCUCUUGUUCAUAUGCCCAGGCCAGCACGCGCAAAAAGAACUCCCCGCAGCAAGCGGCGGCGAGCUCUCCGGAUGACAUGCAGAAUCGGAUCGACCGUUUGGAAAGUUUGGUUCUGUCACUGAUGACCAACGGAUCGCAGUCCGCAGGCCCUGCCGCCGCCAUGGCCGCAAUCUCAGGCAAUAGCAGCAGUAUUAGCUCGGCCCAACCGACGACAGAUCUGGACAUUGACGAGGAUGCGCAUGGAGGACCCGAAGAAAGUGAUACUGAGCAAGUGACGAAAUCAUUUGGUAUCAUGAAGGUUGACAAUAACAACAAAUCAUACUAUGUCAGCGAGGCUCAUUGGGCGGCCGUGCUCAGCGAUAUCGCCGAAGUUCGUAAUUACUUCACCACGCACAAAAAGCAAUACGAGGAGCAAGUGGAAAAGCUCAAGACCACGAUGCCCCCAACCGACGUGUCAGGCUCGGCCCUUCUUUUUGGCACUAAUAAGGCAGCCAGUCGUGAAGAAAUCAUGUCGUCGUUCCCCUCAAAAUACACUACCGACAUCUUAAUCGCUCGUUAUUUCAGUUGCUAUGAUCCCGCGACGCACAUCCUUCAUGGCCCCACAUUUCAAUCUCAGUAUAACAAGCACUGGGAGGACCCGUCUGAGACCUGUAUUGUCUGGAUUGGCAUGCUCUUUGCUAUGAUGCGGCUUGCUAUGCUGUCGUAUCAUCGGGAAGGGGAUGAGCCUCCAGAGUUCAGGGGUAAAUCUCUGGAUAUGGCCGGAACGUUUCGAAAUCUGAUGGCACAGUGUCUCACGUUGGCCGAUUAUACUAAGCCUUAUCCUUAUUUGAUCGAGUCACUAAUAUUUCACCUUCAUGGAGACUAUUGCCAGUCGAAGGAAGCGGAUGUAUCGGUUUGGGUGCUUGUGGGUGUGAUCACGAGGUUGGCCAUGCGGAUGGGAUAUCAUCGGGACUCCAAAAUGUUCCCCAACAUCACCCCUUUUCAAGGAGAAAUGCGGCGACGCGUCUGGGCUUUCGUGCGUCAAGCCGAUCUCUUAUUCUCCUUCCAGGUCGGUCUACCCAGCAUGAUCCGUCCCUUGGACAGCGAUACCGAACUUCCUCGCAACUUGUACGACGACGAUUUUGACGAGGAGUGCAAAGAGCUCCCCCAAUCGCGUCCACCAAAUGAACCUACUCCGAUCUCGUUUCUUAUCGCCAAAGCUCGCCUGGCUUUGGUUUUCGGCCGCGUUGUCGAACAGUCUGCGCCGCUCCAAACACACUCCUAUGAUAAGGUCAUGGAGGUGGAUGCAGAACUUCGUCGAGCCAGAGAUCUAGUUCCCGAGCAUCUUCUUGUUCGUCCCAUUGAGGAGUCACAACUAGACCCCUUGAAUAUUGUCAUGUCGCGAUACACGGUUAUGAGUGUGUACCACAAAGCGCAGAUUGUUCUUCAUCGGCGCUACCUUGUUCGAGCACGCGAAAACCCUAGAUUCACGUACUCCCGAAGGUCCUGUAUUGACUCUGCAAUGGAGCUCCUGCGGUUCCAGUCGAUGCUUUAUGUUGAGGCCGGCCCUACUGGCCGUCUGCAGAGCAGGCAGAACCGCGUCACUGCUCUCUGCUCCACAGACUUCCUACUUGCUGCUACCAUCGUUUCCCUUGACCUCUACCAUGGACAUCAGCUGCAAACGGGAGGCCGAGCUUCGGGUGAUACCUACGCAUGGGGCAGAGAACGCCGUGAUGAAAUGUUGGCCGCUUUGCAGCGCUGUAAGGAGAUUUGGGACGGGCUAAGUGACGAGGCAAUGGAGGCCUGGAAGGCUUCGGGCGCACUCGGAGUGAUGCUUUCUCGGUUAAACCUGGGACACUCCGAUGCCAAUGCGGCGGCCCCAGCAUUCGAACCGCAGGAUGAGAAACAAAACGCCGCAAUGACCCUGGGGCUUCUCAGUAGUGGAAUGAGCCCUAUGAAUCCGGGACCGCCCCCUUUCAGCGAUGGUGGACUAAAGAUGGAAACAUCAAUGCCAACGCCAGGAGGAUUUGGAACGACGGCUACCGAUCUCACCGGCGCCCCUUCGCCAUUCAGUUCCAUGUUUGGGCAGAUGCCUGACAUGCAACUCAACCUGGACUGGAAUGCUUGGGACACUUAUAUUCAAAGUUCGACGAUAGAUCUCUCGAAUCAAUGGUGGCCAUCCAUGGACAUGCAGCAACAACCACCCCCGCAAACACAGCAACAAAUCCCGAACCCGCUAUCUCCAACCCAGUUACCAACGCCACAAAAUCCUUCGCCGGACAGGUCUCGAACGCUGCCAUCCUUCCCUAAUAUAUUUUCGCCGGGGAAUACGGGGUUCGAUAAUAACAACCCAAAUCCAACCGGCGUGCAUUGUUUCCGCAGGGCCGCAAGUCGGCUGAUUACCUCGACGGCCUCCGCACCGGCGCGUUCGUCGUGGAUGAUUGCGUCUCACUCAUCUCGUACGACUUUGCUCCCUCGGUUGCCGCAGCCGCUCUCUCAGUAUCGAUGGAACAGCAACGAGGCGUCGACCCCCAAACAGGACGCCGCGGAGGAACAGAACAUCAGCAAUGAACAGUUGAUCGAAGCGGCCGCCCAGCAUGUCGAACAAGGAGCCACGAGGACGGAUGAUAUCGCCGCCGAGGUAGCGGCAGCAUUUUCUCAGGAGCAGAACUCCCAUGCGCAGAAACCCCGACAUGCUCAGGAACCCGGAUAUGCUACCCAAUCGCUCCAAGCAGAGGGCAAGCGCCGGAGACGACAAAUAGUUUUGGCGCAAGCGCCUGAGCCGAAAGAAACUAUCUUUAUCGGCAAUAUAUUUUACGAUGUGACGGCGGAGGAUCUGCGGAAGCAGAUGGAGAAGUAUGGCAUCGUGGAGCGACUCCAUAUUGUUUUUGAUAACCGGGGAAUCAGUCGCGGAUUCGGUUAUGUUCAGUUCGAUACCAUCGACGCGGCCAGGCGCGCCAUCGAGGCCAUGGAUGGGCGUAUCUUUGAGGGGCGUUAUUGCCGCGUGCAGUUUGCGAAUAAUAACAUUGACCGCCAAAAAGCGCUGAAGCCUGCAUCGCGGUGUCUGUACAUUGGCAACCUGGCGUACGAGAUGACCGAUCGGGAUCUGAACGAGGUCUUCAAGGAUAUUACCAAUGUGAUCGAUGUCCGCGUGUCUGUUGAUCGUCGUACCGGCCAACCUCGAGGAUUCGCUCAUGCCGACUUUACCAAUGUCGAGAGUGCCCGCCAGGCAAUGGAGAUCCUCAGCAAAAAGGCGCCGUACGGAAGAAAGCUUAUAAUCGACUUCAGCCAUUACACCAAAAAAGGACCUUCUAAGGAUAAGCAGCCUCAAAAUAAGCAGCCUCAGGAGGAAUGA
This is a messenger RNA of Aspergillus melleus, 3516 nucleotides long. RefSeq lists its product as uncharacterized. Bases 1 to 3516 code for a protein of 1171 amino acids. Gene Ontology annotation, cellular component: nucleus. Gene Ontology annotation, biological process: DNA-templated transcription; regulation of transcription by RNA polymerase II. The record is from RefSeq and is a predicted model, not a curated record. NCBI's taxonomy places the organism in Eukaryota, Fungi, Ascomycota, Eurotiomycetes, Eurotiales, Aspergillaceae. The transcript has 9 exons. Gene Ontology annotation, molecular function: DNA-binding transcription activator activity, RNA polymerase II-specific; zinc ion binding; RNA binding.